GCUGUGAGGGUGAUAACAUACAAACAGUUCACCUCCUCCUGACGGCUGGAGCCCAGGUUAGCUUAGUGGACUCCAUGGGGCAUAAUGCUCUACACUACAGCAAAGCCAAAGGGAAAAGUCAUGUACGGAGGAUUCUCCAAAGUGUCAAUCAGCCAGAUGAACAGGAUGACCUGAGUAAUUGCAUAGCCUAUGGUGAAGGAAACCUUAAUCUUCCAGAAAUUAAGGACAGAAACAGUACCCCAAGGAAGAGAAAAGCUCCACCACCUCCUAAUAAAGCAAAACCGUGCAUGUAUCCAGAGAUGGCCCAAGAUAACAAAGAAAAGAAGCGUGAAAAGGAUUGCAGCCAGACUAAACCACAAAGGAAGAAGAAGAACAGUCCUGCCCUUCAAGAACAGACCAUUCAUAUUCCUCAGGAACAGAAAACUCCCAUUGCCCAUGGAAACUGCAUCUCUAAAACACAGGAGCCAGUUGACCCUGACUCCCAGGAGCAGAUCAAUCCUGAACUAGAAAAACAAGUUACGUUAGACUUAGAGGAAAGCAUAAGCCAAAAAACUCUGGUGGCAUUUAUUCCUGAUCUACAGGAAGAAGACAUGUCUCACCGAAUGGAGCCAUUUGUCUCUAAUCCUGAAGAGAAGAACACACCUGAUUCACAAGAACAGAAUGAUUCUACUAUGUAUAAUCCAUGUAUUCCUAGCUUUCAAGAACACAAUGUAAUAGACAUAUCCAACACGGAACAGGGCCAUCAGCAGCUGCUGCUUCUACAGGAUGUGAUGCAGCAAGCAGCCGAUAAUGCUGAAAUGGAAUAUGACCUUGAUAUAUUGGAGCCCCCAGCCGACAGUUCUGGAGCAGAGCGGAAAUUUGAUGUAAUGCUGCCAGCAAGUGAUUAUUCUGGAACAGAGCAUGAGUUGUUUAUACAGAGUACAAAUCAUAUCACAGGUGUCACAGAAAAAGAACUGGAAGAGCUGCAGAAAGAAGUGCAAUUUUUAAAAGAAGAGAACAAAGAGCUGCAAGAAAGGAUAAAGAUUCUUGAGGACUAUGAACGAGAUGGUGGUGACAUGGACAGCUCUGCAGACUUUGUUCCAGUUGUCUUAUUUGACUCACUGCAGCGUGAAUAUGACAGAGUGCAAGAACAGCUUAGGGAAGCACAUAAUUCUUUGCAAUCUCUGCAAAACUCAACAGAGUCUUUUACAUAUCCCUCAUGUAAACUGGCCCCAACAGAAACUGUUGAACAGCUGGAUGAGGUGCAAACCAACUACACUCCUACUCUCCUGGAGACCAACUAUACACAGAAGUUUCAGCACAAUGAGAGUCAGAAAAAUGAGGAUAAAGAGAUGUCAGAAAACAUUAUAAGCCUGCAAGAGAGUACGAAGCAAUGGGAGGAAGCAGAGAAAGAGUUAAGAAGGUUGAGAGAGAAUGAAGAAAAAUACAAAGUGAUUGAAGAAGAGUGGAAAGAGAUGCAAGUUAUCAAACAGCAAAAUACAGAAAUGGAGGAAGAAUUGAAGAGACUAAAAAAAAAUGAGAAAAAGUAUAUGGAAAUGAUAGAAGCUCUGGAAAAAUCUAAAGGAGGUGAGAAACUGGGCAUAUGUAUAGAGGAGUUGGGAAACAUGCAAGAAAAGGAGGAAAUAGGCAUAGAAAAACAAGAUAAAGCAAGUGUGCUGCAGAAAAAUGAUGGGCAAAGCACGGUUAAACUAAAGGGUGAAAUUAAAGCAAUACAAGAACAAAUGCAUAUUGUUACCUUCAACAUGCAAAAUGCUGGGCAAAACAUGUCAGAUGGAUGGGUACAAGUGAGAGAGAAAGACAUUGAACAGUUAAAAACAGUAACAGAUAAGUAUCAAGUACUGAUAAAGGAAAUCAUGGAUCAGUUGCAACUGAUUCAAAGGGAAAGUGAUGAGGCCCAGAAGCAGCUGAGGGAAGCACAUGCAAGUCUGCUGUCCAAAGAUAAGCAUAUCAAAGAGUUGCAGGAUAAUCAAAAAGAAGCAGAGGCUGCCAUAAAUAGUGAAGCAAUCUUAAAAUCACAAUUAGAAACAGAUUAUAAGAGAGCAGAAGCAGAGCUGGUUAAACUGAGAGAUUAUCAGAAUGAGGUACAGGAUCUAUACAAACUGAUAGAUAACCUAAGAAAGGAAGCACAGGAUCUAAAGGAUCAGCUAGAAUGUGCACAGCUCAGUGAUAAAUGCCUUACAAGUCAACAGUAUGAUCAAAGAUGCCUUAACCAAGUUGAAGAACAACUUGCGCAGACACAAGAACGACUCAUGAAGGCUCUUCAGGAACUGCAAAUCAUGCAGCAGAACACAGUAACCAUCCAGGAACACCAUCAGAUGCAGGAAUCUCUGAGUUGUGAAGUGCAAGAUCUGAAGAUAAAAGUAAGGCAGCUGGAUCAGAAGUUAAAGAGUCGGGAGAAAGAAAUAGAGUUAUUGCAGCGAGAGCUUGAUGCUGUACAGAUAAAAGAUCAGACAAAUGAAGCUCUAAAGAAUGAAGUGAAUUCUCUGACAAAGAAGUUGAGUGAGCUAAGCAAACAACAUGAGAGAACAAGCACAGAAGUAUUUCAAGUGCAAAGAGAAGCUCUUUUCAUGAAAAGUGAGAAACAGGCAGCAGAGGAGCAACUAGAGAAAGUGCAAUGUGAAAAGGAAAGAAUUCAAGGACAACUUUUACAGCUACAAAAGGAGAAAUGUCACAAUGUAGAACAAUCAGUGGAGACGGACAAGAAGAUUUCAGAGUUGUCCCAAGAGAUUAUCUCCCUAAAGGAAGCACUACAAAGAAACACAUUGAAAGCAACAGAAAAAAUAAUUGAUGACAAUCAAAAAGAAGGCCAGCAACAACAAAAACUGUUAAAAGAAAUGGAAUGUCUGCAGCUCAAAAUUAAAACCAUGAAGCAAAAUCAAAUUGAGGAAGAAAGACACCACGGCUCAGUCAUUGCGAUAUACAGGGAUUACCUACUACGUGCAGUGCAGGGUCAGAUAAAUGAAGAUGCCAUGAGAAUCAUAAAUCAAAUAUUACAGAUGCAUUUGAGGAGAUGAUGUGUGUGUUUGUAUAUAUAUAUAUAAGCAUCAACAAAUACUACAACAAUACAGCAAGGAACUACAAAAAAGGAAGUGCUGAAUUUUAAAUAACGUAAACAAUCACUGAUUUCAUUUUCACUCAAUGCUCUUAUGCUUGGAAUAUUUUGUCAUGGGAUACUAUCAUCAAUCAUGUGGUUAAAUACAGUUUUUGGGUU
Spea bombifrons (plains spadefoot toad) is the source of this 3211-nucleotide messenger RNA. It is a transcript of the gene ANKRD24, whose product is annotated as ankyrin repeat domain 24. Gene Ontology annotation, molecular function: actin binding. Bases 75 to 3014 code for a protein of 979 amino acids. The record is from RefSeq and is a predicted model, not a curated record. NCBI's taxonomy places the organism in Eukaryota, Metazoa, Chordata, Amphibia, Anura, Pelobatidae. The transcript has 9 exons.